Messenger RNA from Carlito syrichta (Philippine tarsier), 681 nucleotides. RefSeq names its product CD80 molecule (gene CD80). NCBI's taxonomy places the organism in Eukaryota, Metazoa, Chordata, Mammalia, Primates, Tarsiidae. Gene Ontology annotation, biological process: immune response; cell surface receptor signaling pathway; T cell costimulation. Gene Ontology annotation, molecular function: coreceptor activity. The record is from RefSeq and is a predicted model, not a curated record. The transcript is spliced from 3 exons. The coding region runs from base 1 to 681 and encodes 226 amino acids. Gene Ontology annotation, cellular component: external side of plasma membrane.
AUGGGUCAAACAAUGUACUUAGCCCAAGGGGAUAUGAAAGUUGAGGAAGGUAUUAGCCAGGUGACCAAGAGAGUGAAAGAAAUGGCAGCAUUGUCCUGUGGUUACAACAUUUCUGUUGAAGAGCUGGCAAGAGCUCGUGUCUACUGGCAAAAAAAGAACGAAAAGGUGCAAGAAGAAUAUGAACCGGUGCUGAGUAUUGAAUCUGGGGAUGUGAAAAUGUGGCCCAAGUACAAGAACCAGACCAUCCUUGACAUCUCUAAUAACCUCUCCAUCGUGAUCCUGGCUCUGCGCCUGUCCGACCAGGGCAAGUACACCUGUGUCGUUCAGAAGCCUGAAAAGGGGGCUUUCAAACUGCAACACAUGACUUCAGUGAUGUUAUGGGUCAAAGCUAACUUCCCUACACCUUCCAUAACUGACUGGGGAUCUCCAUCUUCUGACACUAGAAGGAUAAUUUGCUCAGCCUCUGAAGGUUUUCCAGAGCCCCACCUCUCCUGGCUAGAAAAUGGAGAAGAAUUAAGUCAAAACAACAAAACAAAAGUUUCCCAAGAUCUCGAAACUGAACUCUACACUGUUAGCAGUGAACUGGAUUUCGAUGUGACAAACAACCACAGCUUCAUGUGUCUUAUCAAGUAUGGAGGUUUAACAGUGAAUCAGACCUUCAACUGGAAAGCACGUAAGUGA